Messenger RNA from Pleuronectes platessa (European plaice), 1982 nucleotides. It is a transcript of the gene nqo1, whose product is annotated as NAD(P)H dehydrogenase, quinone 1. Bases 207 to 1067 code for a protein of 286 amino acids. The record is from RefSeq and is a predicted model, not a curated record. The transcript has 6 exons. Lineage: Eukaryota; Metazoa; Chordata; Actinopteri; Pleuronectiformes; Pleuronectidae. Gene Ontology annotation, cellular component: cytosol. Gene Ontology annotation, molecular function: NAD(P)H dehydrogenase (quinone) activity.
CACACACUCUCACACACAACCGGUCCUACAACAUGACAGCAUUUUUGUCCUUCCACAGUGUGUAGCUGUGUGGAUGUGUAGUUGUGUAGUUGUGGCUCCAGUAGAUAUGGGAUCUGUGAACAUGUUUCUCACGCGAACCAGCCGCUGGUCUAUAAGAGUUGUGAGGAACCAGGUCCACUUCACAGACGGAUCCAGCAGCGAGCGGGAUGGCAGCUCAGAGGACGAGGACAGCUCUGAUUGUGUACGCCCACCAGAGCCCGGGCUCCUUCAACGCGGCGCUCCGGGACUCGGCGGUUCAGGAGCUGACGGAUCAGGGCUUCAGGGUCACGGUGUCUGACCUCUACGCCAUGACCUUCAGGGCCAACGCCACACGGGAUGACAUCAGCGGUGACCUGAGGAACUGCACGCUGUUCCAGUACGGAGAGGAGACCAUGCACGCCUGGAUGGAGGGGCGCCUCAGUGACGACAUAGUUACAGAGCAACGCAAAGUGGAAGAGGCGGAGCUGAUCAUCUUCCAGUUUCCUCUGUACUGGUUCAGUGUGCCCGCCAUCAUGAAGGGCUGGAUGGACCGAGUCCUCACACAAGGUUUCGCCUUCUCCAUGGACAAGAUGUACAAUCAUGGUAUUUUCAAGGAUAAGAAGGCCAUGUUGUCCUUCACGACUGGAGCCACACAGACGAUGUUCCGCCCUGACGGCCUCAACGGAGACAUCAACGUCUCACUGUGGCCUCUGCAGAACGGCACUCUGCACUUCUGUGGCUUCCAGGUUCUCGCUCCUCAGAUAUUCUGGAGUCCGGCUCAUUGCCCCCCCCCUGUGCGAGCUGCGAUGCUGGACGGCUGGCGAGCGCGACUGAAAGGCCUGCUGGCGGAGAAGCCCUUGACCUUUGCCCCCUGUGAGCUGUUUGACCUCAGCUUCCAGGGGGGGUUCUCCCUGUGGCCCAAGGUGAAGGAGGACCAGGAGUCGCAGCCCUACGGCCUCACCACGGGCCACCACCUGGGGAAACCACUGCCACCGGACAACCAGACCACGGCUCCGCCCGCAGAGGCACCGGGAGCAAAGGACUCUUAAUACACAUCUAGAGUCGUAUUAUGAUCGUUACUGGCUCUGGUGGAGAGUAACAUCUACUGAAGAUGAGUUUGUUCAUAAUGAAGAUGAGUUUGUUCAUAUGAAGAUGAGUUGGUUCAUACUCCACCACAUUUACAUGACAGAGCUUUUAUAUCUUUUACUCAACUAAAACUUUGAAUUCUACUUCUGGAGGAAAUUUUGUUUUUAUUUGUGUCUAUUGAAUUUCCCUCUGUCCUCUGUUCUGGACUCAUUUGAUAUGGGCGUGGCCAAUGAGUCAAUAGCCCCCCCCCCCACCAAACGCAACUCCUCAUUUCGCUUUCACCAAUCUUCACGAAAUUCGUUACACACGUGAAUCAUGACCAGACACACAAAAAAGUCUCGAGGGGCAUUAAGAAAGAAGCAACAGGACCUCUGGCCUUUUCGCUCCCACUUUACACGAUGUGUGUUUCACUUCAUCUCAACAACAUGGAGAUUAACACUACCUUGACUUUCUGUCUGGUCACUGUGGUUCUGUGGCGACGCAGUUUGACUACACGCCAUCAAAACACGAGGUCAUUGUAUAACGUCACAGUGUCAGUGGUUAUACAUUCCUUUGAUGUCUUACAUGUUGCAAAGGUGGAAGAUAUGAUCUGGAUGUUUUUGACCUGAUCAGAUCUGUUAGUCUGUAUGAAGUCAUAAUGAAAGUUAAAGGGUCAGUCACGUUCUGGCAACAGGAAGAAAGCCUCGUUUAAAUCUUCAAAUCGAUUUACAUAAACACUUUGUUGUGUGUCUGCAAGUAUCUGAGGAUCAGGACGAUUUUAUUUAAAUGAUGCUGUACAGAUCAAAUGUAUCAUUAUUAUUGUAUAAUGUUCAGAUUGUAAAGCCCUUUAAGGCACAUUUUUGAUUUUGAACCAUAUAUAUUAAACUGACUUAACUUGA